This is a messenger RNA of Vanessa atalanta (red admiral), 1997 nucleotides long. RefSeq names its product neurogenic protein big brain (gene bib). Gene Ontology annotation, biological process: transmembrane transport. Gene Ontology annotation, molecular function: water channel activity. Bases 144 to 1499 code for a protein of 451 amino acids. Gene Ontology annotation, cellular component: plasma membrane. Lineage: Eukaryota; Metazoa; Arthropoda; Insecta; Lepidoptera; Nymphalidae. The transcript has 6 exons. The record is from RefSeq and is a predicted model, not a curated record.
ACUCUGAGCCGGUUCUUUGUAGUGCGUGGGUGUUCGUUCGAUACGAUCUAGCGCGCGAAAUACGUAAAUGUUAAGUCAAUACUUUAUUGUACAGUCGAUGUUAUGUCGAAACAUUGAUUAAUUAAAUAUUAAAUUUUAUAAAAAUGGGCGAACAAACGUUUAAUAUAGAUGAUAACAAUUUGGAACAGCAUAUAGUUACUUUAUUCGAAAAGUUAGAGUGCCUACGAAAGGAUGCGAAUUCGAACAGUGAUAAUGUGUUGGCCGGUAGAGUGCCGGCUAGGCUUGAAGUGCGGACACUCUCGUUAUGGAAGGCUGUAGUGGCAGAGUGUGCGGCGUCCUUCCUCUAUGUUUUUAUAGUGUGUGGAGCGGCGGGCGGAGCGGGAGUUGGCGCGUCCGCCUCAGCUGUGCUUCUCGCCACUGCACUCGCUUCCGGUUGUGCUAUAGCCACACUAACUUUAUGCUUUGCUCACAUAUCUGGCGCUCACGUGAACCCUGCGGUCUCCGUAGCACUGUGCGUACGACGUCGAGUAUCGCCGCUGCGGACGGCGCUGUACGUGGCUGCACAGUGUGGAGGCGCCAUAGCCGGCUCUGCUGCUAUAUACGGAGUAAGUGUUCCCGGGUACGCAGGCGGUUUGUCUGCGUCGCUGCCUGGAGGCGGUGUUGCCGGAGCAGGCGCAGCAUGGGAGCGUCUUGGUGCUGAGCUCCUGUUGUCGGGAUUGGUGGCUGGCGCCUACUUCGCUGCAAUGGAGAGAAGAUGGACCGGUGCAGCACCCGCGCUUCUUGGUGCCGCAUAUUGUGCUGCGAGUUUUGUAUCUAUGCCGUCAUUAAACCCGGCUCGGUCUUUGGGGCCAUCUUUUGUUCUAUCUCGCUGGGAAAGUCACUGGGUUUGCUGGGUCGGGGGUAUCGGAGGCGGCAUCGCUUGCGCACUUCUCCACGAAUGGGGCACGCGGCGACCGCGAGUUAACUCCAACUCUCGUGCCUCCUCACCACGAGAUCUCGACGAACUGGACAAGCCGGCGUUUCCUUCUCAUCAUCACUACCGCCACGCGCCGACUUACUGCUCUGCAGCAGCUCCUAGACCCGACACAACAGAGCCGCUGUACUCCGGAACCAAGUCUCUCUACUGUCGAUCCCCACCACCGGCUCGUCACACCCUCCACAGGUCCCAGUCGGUGUACAGCAAGAGCAGCGGCGUGGUCGCGGGUGGCGCGGUGGGCGCCAGCGUGGCGCAGGCCGGCGCCGCGCUGGCGGGCGCGCAGUCGCUGCUGCUGCGGCCGCCCGCGCACACCGUCACCAUGAACCAGAACGUGCACAACGCGCAGCGCGAGCCCGCCUACGGCGCGCCCAACGGCGUGCGGCCCGGCCCCGCCGGCGCCGCGGUGCAGGAGCGGCGCGAGUCGGUGUACGGCGGCAGUCGGCGCGGGCCGCUGUCGUCGGAGGACAGCGCGUACGGCAGCUUCGCGCCCGCGCGCGCCUACCGCCCGCCCGAGCACUACUAGCGGCGCGCCUCGCAGCACAACAUUGCGCUGCUCUUCGACGUCUGAGCCCUCGUGGGCGGCGUGCCUGCGCCCGUGGGACGUGUGCGCGUGAACUCGUGCCCCGGGCCGGGGGCCUCGAGACGUGAACUCGUGCCUUGCCGUGCUAAUCCAGUGGCUCGUGACGUGAACUCGUACCCGACGGCUUUGAAAUGUGCGUUAUUUCGAUGACGUGAACGUUUAUUUCGUGAACUGUACUUGUUUAUACUAAAGCGCACAUUGGCUGCCGGGGCCAAUAAAUGCGGUAGUGUGACAAGCCUUGAAUUGGGUCACGUACCCUACACAUCAUUUUAAGCGCUUUAUUCUAUGUAUGUGUACUUACUGAUUCUAUAAAACGAUGACAAACGUUUAAAAAUGAGCAAUUUUAUACUAUUGCCAAUUUUUUGUGAUUAUAUCAUCUUAAUAAUAAGUAGAUUUUACUUUUGUGUAACUAAAAAGACAACAUGAUGUGUAACUAAACUA